Aplysia californica (California sea hare) is the source of this 5497-nucleotide messenger RNA. Its product is annotated as lysosomal alpha-mannosidase. Gene Ontology annotation, molecular function: carbohydrate binding; alpha-mannosidase activity. Gene Ontology annotation, cellular component: lysosome. NCBI's taxonomy places the organism in Eukaryota, Metazoa, Mollusca, Gastropoda, Aplysiida, Aplysiidae. Bases 123 to 3203 code for a protein of 1026 amino acids. The transcript is spliced from 26 exons. The record is from RefSeq and is a predicted model, not a curated record. Gene Ontology annotation, biological process: mannose metabolic process.
UGUCACAUGACAACUUGCCUACAACAUGCUUGAGUGCUCUUGUGACUUCGUUUGAUAACAAGGCUCACAAGGGAAGCCGCGGCAACACCUCGCAAAUUAAUUUAGGAAAUUUUUGUCAGUGGAUGGUUUCUUUCCUUAGGGUAUACCCGGGAUCACCGAACCUGCAAUUACCAACAAUGUUAUGGAAAGGCCUUUCACUAGCAAUUCUGUUGCUAUUGAUAUCAGCAUCUUCUUGUUAUGCCGACAACUCUGAUGCAGGAUGCGGCUACGAGAGCUGUAAUGCAGAGAAACCUGGCAUGAUCAACGUGCACUUGGUGCCCCACACUCACGAUGAUGUUGGAUGGCUGAUGACAGUGGACCAGUACUACUACAAGUAUGUGCAAUGGAUCUUGGAUGGAGUUAUCCCAGAGCUGGUGGCUGAUCCCUCCAAGAGAUUCAUCUAUGUAGAAAUUGCUUUCUUUUCACGCUGGUUCCGACAACAAGAUAAGGCCACCCAACAGGUUGUCAAGAAGUUGGUGAAUGAGGGGAGACUGGAGUUCAUCCUGGGAGGCUGGUCAAUGAAUGAUGAAGCUGCAACCCACUACUCUGCCAUCAUUGACAACCACAAACUGGGCUUUGAGUUUCUCAGAGAAAAUUUUGGGAAGUGUGGAAGGACAAAGAUUGGCUGGCAGAUUGACCCUUUUGGUCACUCCCGUGAACAGGCAUCGCUUUUUGCUCAGUUUGGAUUCGAUGGUUUGUUCUUUGGACGCUUGGAUUACCAAGACAAGGAUAAGAGACAGAAAACUAAGACCAUGGAGCAUGUGUGGCGUGGAAGCCCAAAGAAUCUUGGCGCUAAAGCUAACCUUUUCACUGGAGUUUUGCCCAAUGGCUACAAUCCACCCAAUGGAUUUUGCUUUGACUACACCUGCUUGGCGUACAACCCAUCACAAACAGAGAUAAUGGAUGAUCCGAGACUGCAUGACUACAAUGUGGAACUUAUGGUGGACGGGCUGAUCAAAGCCAUGAAAGAUCAGUCCAGAAGCUAUGCUACGAAUCACCUGAUUGCUACCAUGGGCUCCGACUUCAACUACGUUCAGGCUCAUAUGUUUUUCGCUGAGAUGGACAAGCUCAUCAAAUAUGUCAAUGCCAGGCAAGCUGUGGGCAGCAAGAUCAACCUUCUGUAUUCCACCCCAUCCUGCUACUUGAAGCAACUGAACAACGACAACCGCACCUGGACCACCAAAGACGAUGAUUUCUUCCCGUACGCUGACAGAGCCCACGGUUUCUGGAGCGGCUACUUCACCAGUCGGCCAACUCAAAAGCAUUACACGAGGGUUGUGAACAGCUUUUUCCAGUCAACCAAACAGAUGUAUUGCCUGGCAAAGCUGAAUGGCCUAAACAAGAGCAAGGAACAGCUGAAUAUACUUGCAUCUGCACUCGGUACUGCACAGCAUCAUGAUGCCAUCACUGGAACGGAGAAACAGGCGGUGGUGUUUGAUUAUGAAGAACGCCUUGCCAAUGGUGUGAACCAAGUCCAGAAUGUGGUGCAGGAUGUCUACAACAAACUGAUGCCCAAAGGUGGGGCCGCAGCUCCAGAACAGCUCUUCUGCACACAGCUCAACAUCAGCCUGUGCUCGGUGACUGCAAACCUAACCAAUCUUCAAGUGACCCUGUACAACCCCCUGGCCCGUGAGGCUAAGUACUACGUGCGCCUCCCAGUGUCCGGCACAAAGUACACAGUGUAUCAAUCGGAUGGGAAAACCACUGUCCAGAAUGAUGUUCUUCCAAUCUCUCCAGGCACUGCUCAAAUUCCCCUUCCAACAAACCGUACAGCUCAUUUUGAAGUGGUCUUUUUGGCUUCAGUUCCCGCUUUGGGGUUCAGCACUUACUUUGUGAGAAGACAAAGCACAAGCAACGUCUUACGAUUUCAGAGAGAGUAUUACAGAACACAAGUUUCCACUGAUAAUUCCAUUAAAGGAAAGUAUGUGAGGCUGGACUUCUCCGCAAGUGGUGAGGUUAGCUCCAUGACCAACUUGAAGACGGGCCUGAAAGUUCCCCUGAGCCAGAACUUCUUCUACUACGAAGGAAUGACAGGCAACAACACCAAGGGAGAGUUCCAGGCUUCCGGGGCCUACAUCUUCAGACCUCAGAAGAACGAACCGACGAAACUCUCACUUAAAUUCUUUGCUGGCAUUCAAAGGGGUGUGCUGGUACAAGAGGCGUACCAACAAGUGACCAACUGGGUGAGCCAGGUGUACCGUAUUUACGAGGACAAGCCGUACGUGGAGGUGGAGUGGACCGUGGGACCUGUACCAGUGGCGGAUCACAUUGGAAAAGAAGUCAUCACACGCUACCACCUUGAUGGCUUCGAGAACAAAAAAACUUUCUACACUGAUGCCAAUGGGCGUGAGAUCUUGGAGAGGGUCCUGAAUUACCGACCCACUUGGCAACUGAAACAGACAGAACCAGUGGCUGGCAACUACUACCCUGUGAAUUCCUUCAUCAGCAUCAAGGACACAAAGAAAAAUGUUCAGUUCACAGUGCUGGUAGACAGAGCUCAAGGUGGGACCAGCCUGAACGAAGGCGAUGUAGAACUGAUGCUUCAUCGUCGUUUGCUUGUUGAUGAUGGAAAAGGCGUUGGAGAAGCUUUAGAUGAGAGGGACAUUGAUGGAAAAGGCUUGGUGACCAGAGGUACCCACUACCUGCUGUUGGACAGCAUUGAGAACUCGUCUCGUCUGUACCGCCCUACGGCCCAGGAUAUUUUCCUCACUCCAGCCAUCUCCUUCUCUACCGCCGAAGUCUCUCCGGUGCAGUACGUGACCAAGUUUAAAACCCAGUGGAGCGCACUGAAAUCUUCCCUGCCAGCCAACAUUCAUUUACUGACCCUGGAGCAGUUCUACCAAAGCGGACCUUUGCCCACAGCGUCUGGGGAAGUGCCGUACCUUGUGAGGUUUGAACACUUUUACGAAGUGGGAGAGGACAAAGAGUAUUCAAAACCCGUGAGCUUCGACUUGAAGAACGUAUUCAGUCCCUUCGUCAUCUCUGAGAUCCAGGAGCUGUCUCUGGGAGGCAACAUUCCUAUUGAUGAGGUGAAGAGGCUGCAGUGGAGGACUUCAAACACUUCAGACUCCAAGUCAGAGCAGCCGACAAAACACUUGACUGGUACGACCUUGACCUUGAGUCCCAUGGAGAUUGUGACUCUACAAGUCAACGUCAGAGUCUGACUGACCUGCAGGAUGAAAUAGACGCUCGGCGGCAAGGAGUGCCGUCAAGACCUCAUUUCAACUGGGCUUUCAGUAAACUUUUCAUCAUUUGAGUGUAUUUCUGUGUAUAUGUGGCCAUGUGUAAGAUGCGUCAUCAAGUAUGUCUGAUUAAAGGUUGUUUGUUUGUGUUGAGAACGUAAUUGGCUGCUUGCACUGUAUGCUUCCCUCGAAGCUGAGAAUGUAUUUGAGUGUUCUAGGUAGUAAUAUGGAUUGUAAAGCACAUAAAGCAAGCUGUUGAGUUGGGAUGAACUCUAUACAAAUGAUAUUUAGUAUAUUUUCCAUACUAAUAAUAUGCGUGUAUAAUUGUCAAAAGGAAUGUUUUAAAAGUGUUAGUAGUACCAUAUCCUGCUUGUGUAAGAAAAAUAAUUUAAUUUGGAUGAGAUCAAGGGGCAACUCCUAAACAAGUGCUAAAGUUUGCUGUAUAUAAGUUGAGCCAACUGUGUGCUUGAAAUGUGAGCCUGUAAUGAUUCUAAAAGCAUUUAUAUGAAUUGUUGACACUGAUCACCUUGGUAAAAAUGAAUGCUCAAAUAAGUAAAGUCUUUAUUGUCAUUGUCAGUGUAAGUUUUUUCCUGAAGAUUUUUCAGAGUCACAGCAUUAAUUCAUAGCCUUAAUCAGAUUGUUUGAAUGUUGCUGGCUGUUUGUUUACCAGCAGAAUUUGUGAAGGAGACAGUAAAAAAUCAGUGUUCUUUUUUCUUUUCUUUUUUUGAUCAGGUUUUGUUUUUUGUUAUACUCGAGAUUUCAUAUAGAAGAUUUUUUAGGACAAAAUGUAAGAAGUAUUACUACAUUACAUUUUAGUGAACAUUUUUAAUUAGAUGUGUGAUGCCAGUCAUAUCUUUAAAGGUACAGGACUAAUUUUUUUACUUUGUCAGCUGGCCUGCUUAAGUUCAUUUCGUCGGCAAGCUGUGCUAAGCUCAAAAAACUAUAUUUUUUCAAGAUGGAGAAAGAAAAUUUAUUCUUUAAAAAAAAUUGUACCGAAAUUGUGUCUGAUCUAUUCUUGCUUUUUGCAACUUUUUAAAUUUGAAUUUUAACUAAAUAUUUUUGACCAUAUGUAACUAAUACUACAAAGUAAAAAACUGCAGUUUAAACAAUAAAAAAGAAUUCUGGUUUUAGUACUUUCGGACAGCUGGCACACAAUUUGUGUUUACUCUCUGAGUUUCAUAUAGCAAAUAAUGCUUGUAUAAUUUAUUCUUUCAAAGAGAAAUUUCAGGUAUUUCAAAAUUGAAAUUAUUGUGGUUGUGGUCUGUGUUACAUUUUGGAGCUUUUGCAUGGUCAUUGCGAUGUUCGGAAAGUGUAUUAAUGUAUCAUCUAUAAUUGUGUCAGAAGAAACUGAGUAUAUCGCUACAAGGUAAAGAAAUAUUUUAUUCGUUUUAAGAAUGAAAUUUUUAUGAUAACAGUCUCAGUUACAAAUUUGGGGCUUGUGACAUUAUUGACUGCUCAUGUGCUCACAAGUGAUCUUUUUUCUCUACUCAUCUAUUUUAGUAACUGACUAAUACUGAUAUAUAUGUAAUACAUGUAUUGAAAUGGUUUAUUUAAUCUUUAUAAGUCUGAAAGUAGUUCAUAUGUAUGCAUCUUUUUUUUCUUUCUGCUUUUGCCUGUUUGGCUUGGCACUGCUUACACACACUCACAGCUGGCUGUCGAAAAGUUCUGAAUUUUUAUAUUACUUUUCACAUGAAUCAAAUCUUGAUGAUAACUAUGGUGUGUUUUUCUUGACUGAACCGAGUGAUUCUAACACUUUACUUAAAUGUCCUUUGUUUUAUUAAUGCAACUGAAUAACAUGUGUAUGCGUGUUAUAAUCUCAAUUUGUUUACAAUUUUUAAUUAGUUAGUAUGAUUAUUUAAAGUUUUCUUUUAAAAAAAAAGAAGAAAUAAAUAAAUUCUGAAUGUAUUAGCCUUUAGCUUUUAAGAAAUUUUUAACAUACACUUUUAUGUCUCACGCAAAAUUUUUGGAGAAAAGUUAGUGUUGGUGGUGUAAAUUUUAGACAGAGGAUGAAAUGAGAACUAAAAGUUGAUAUAAAUAUUUAUUUGACGGGUGACUCUCAUCCUACAGUACAAUAACCUUUCUUAUGUUCACCUUAGAACUUCUUCUAGCCUAUUUAAUAUCCUCAGUACUGAUGGCCAGUUUCUUUUCCUACUAUUAUUACUUCCUCAUUUGUAGUGUCCUAAAUUAAUUGUGUUAUGGAAGAAUAUCCCUUCGCGCAUGGCAAUAUAUUUUUCUAUGAACAGUCGAAUAAAAUUUGUAAAGUAUUACACACACAA